Arachis ipaensis is the source of this 624-nucleotide messenger RNA. RefSeq names its product putative F-box protein At1g67623. The record is from RefSeq and is a predicted model, not a curated record. Gene Ontology annotation, molecular function: protein binding. NCBI's taxonomy places the organism in Eukaryota, Viridiplantae, Streptophyta, Magnoliopsida, Fabales, Fabaceae.
AUGGCAGGAACAUCCAGCAAUGGCAGAAAGGUAAGAGAGGGCAAAAAGGAAACCAUCAAGGGGCGCUUAUCCGCCGAGUGUGAUUCUCCGCUGAACCUUCUUCCUCUUGAUCUUUGGGUGAGAAUAGCAUCGAUGGUUGCGGCGGGUCGGAUCCAGGAUCUCUUCAACAUGCAGGCGACCUGCACGGUGUUUCUAGACGCAGCUCGGUCACCUGUGGUAUACAAAGUUACCUCCAUGUCGGUGUAUCCCAUUGCGUCCUAUUUUUAUUUUGUUGAUCGUCCUGAUAAGAGAUUCCUAUAUCGCUGCGCAGACACUGGCAAUCUGGUCGCAAUGUUUCGGUCAGCGAUGAUGGACUUCUUUUGGAUUGGCCGCAAUGUCAGUGGAAUGGACGGUUUGAAUGAGGCUGCAACGGCGGGCGAUGUUGAAGCGAUGUACAUGUGUUCGAUGUUGUUGAUGUGUCACGGGAACGAAGACGACCAUCCAGUCUGCAGGGGGCAUGAAUUAUACGAGACAGUGGGUGCUUACGGGGCAGUCGAGAGUUGCAGAGAACUUUUCCAGCGGGUGUUUACGCAACCGUGGUUGGAGGUGAAGCCGUUUUUUCCCGGAUAUCCCGUGAUAUGCUGA